Messenger RNA from Oncorhynchus keta (chum salmon), 4480 nucleotides. Its product is annotated as mitogen-activated protein kinase 15. NCBI's taxonomy places the organism in Eukaryota, Metazoa, Chordata, Actinopteri, Salmoniformes, Salmonidae. Gene Ontology annotation, molecular function: ATP binding; MAP kinase activity. Gene Ontology annotation, biological process: intracellular signal transduction; protein phosphorylation. The coding region runs from base 325 to 2175 and encodes 616 amino acids. The record is from RefSeq and is a predicted model, not a curated record. The transcript has 14 exons. Gene Ontology annotation, cellular component: nucleus; cytoplasm.
UUUGUGAAUGAAUGUAUCUGUGGGCAACGACUGUGAUUGACCAGUAACCAUUCAACAUUAGCUCAGAAGUUCAAAGGGGCUAGCUUGCAUGCUGCUGGCUGCUAAACAACAUAGCUAGCUAAAAUCACGUGUUUUAUAUUUAACUCAUUCAAACAAAAGGGUGUGAAGAUUCCAGCUCCAAGAAGUUGAUACCUUGAAUCACAUGUUUUCAGAACGUUCAUGAUCAAACUUUUCUUUGCAGAAUUUCAACUUGGGGUUGAGACUGUUACAUUGUAAUUAAGGCAUGAGAAACAUUGCAUAGAGUUAUCUAAACAAAGAAUAAGGAUGAACGUCACAGAGGUGGAGGAUCAUAUUUCCAUGAAAUAUGAAAUACAAAGAAGACUUGGAAAGGGGGCAUAUGGGAUUGUAUGGAAGGCUGUGGACAGGCAGACAGGAGAAGUUGUGGCUGUUAAGAAAAUAUUUGAUGCCUUCAGGAAUAGGACUGAUGCCCAGAGGACAUUCAGAGAAAUAAUGUUUCUUCAGGAAUUUGGAGAUCAUGCCAACAUCAUCAAACUGCUGAACGUCAUCAGAGCUCAAAAUGACAACGAUAUUUACCUGGUCUUUGAAUACAUGGACACCGACCUGCACGCGGUGAUAAAGAAAGGCAACCUGCUGAAAGACAUCCAUAAACGCUAUGUCAUGCAUCAACUCCUUAAGGCCACCAAAUACAUGCACUCAGGCAAUGUCAUCCACAGAGACCAGAAGCCGUCCAAUAUUCUGCUUGACACGGAUUGCUUUGUGAAGCUGUGUGACUUCGGUUUAGCAAGAUCUCUCUACCAGAUCCAGGAGGAUGCUGGGAACCCGGCGCUGACAGAGUAUGUGGCGACGCGGUGGUACAGACCUCCUGAGAUCCUGCUGGGCUCCUCAAGGUACACAAAGGGUGUAGACAUGUGGAGUAUAGGUUGUAUCCUAGGAGAGAUGCUGCUUGGGAAGCCCCUUUUCCCUGGAACCUCCACCAUCAACCAGAUAGAAAAAAUCAUGAGUGCCAUUCCAUACCCUAGCCCAGAGGACGUACUUUCGAUCAGAUCUGAGUAUGGUGCCUCUGUGAUUCAGAGGAUGCUACUGAGGCCCCAGGUGCCUCUAGAGGACCUUCUGCAGCCGUCGGUGCCCCCUGAUGCCCUAGACCUGGUGUGUCGCCUGCUGGUUUUCAACCCAGAUAAGAGGCUGACCGCUGAGCAGGCCCUGCAGCACCUCUACGUCUCCAGAUUCCACAACCCAGACAAGGAGCCAGGUCUGGACCAUGCCGUGAUCCUGCCUGUGGAUGAUGAUGUCCAGUUGUCAGUGGUUCAGUACCGCAACAAACUCUACAAGAUGAUUCUAGAGAAGAGGACCACAAGGAGAAUGCUACGUAAUAUCCAGCCCAGGCCGAAGAAGAAAGAGGAGCCGGUUUCUGGGUCUGGGUGUGACAGUGGAGACCAUGGGAAGGAAAGGCCCAAUGGGAAGAACAAAGGUGGGCCGGAUCCAGUCCCACUGGCUGGUGAUGGUGGAGGGGACCUUUGGGUUAAAUCCCUUCAUGAUAAGACUGAACACCAGGCUGCUCGUCCAGUUAUCACCAUACCCACCCCAGUACCUGUGUCUACCCUGCCAGCCCUGGAGAAUACCAGCCCUGCAGCUAGCCCUGUCAUGGGAAAGACUACAUAUAAUCCCAUCACACAUGUUGCCAAUGGUUUUGUUAGAAGUCUGGCUGGACCACCUCACUAUUUUCGCUCUGGUACUGCCAGCAGGAAAUUGGAGCAACAGAUGAGUGUUGAAAAUGUAACUGUACUGCCAGCAGAGGGCGCUAACGGCAACACUGUUUCUAUGGAGCAGAUUCUGCAGCGCGGUCGCUCAGCACCUGUCAGCCACAACCGUUCCUUCUCCCUGACCCUCUCCCAUCCCCAGAACAACCCGCUGGUCCGCAGAGACGAGCCCUCUGUGUCCUCAGGGAUAUGUGUCACCUCUGCACGCCUGAACCAGCGGUCCCAGUCUCAGACACGAGAGGCACGGGCCCCUCCCAGGUUCAGUAAGAAGGUUUUCCAGAGUAAAGCCAAUGUGGUGGCAGCCGGGGAUCCCCGUGCCAAACUGGGCAGCUAUUCUCAGGCCUAUGGCACCAUCAACAAGACAGAGCUGGAUAACCUUAUGAAGUAUCAACAGUAACCACCACACUAUGCUGGGUGUAUGGGACACUGUCUGACAUCAGACGGGCAAUAGACCAGGGGACAGGGAACAGGGAGAUAUAGGCUAGUGGAAUUUUUGGGGAGGAAAGUAUUAUUGCGAGACGAAAGUUAGGAGUUCAGCAGUACAGAUUGGAUGUAACCAUGGAGACAUGGACAUCCAUAGAGUAAAGGUGACAAUGAUUAAAUGCCAUCAACUUAGCCCCACUUCCUUUGUGAAAUAAUGACUCGCUGGGAAAUGGUAACUAUAGAUCCUUAGCUUAAUGUAACUACAUUUGCAAGGGUUUUUACAGUGAAAUGCUUUAUACUAGAGGACAGCAGAUAUACCAGUGUAAAUAUAUACAGUACCAGUCAAAGGUUUGGACACACCUACUCAUUCAAGGGUUUUUCUUUAUUUUUACUAUUUUCUACAUUGUAGAAUAAUAGUGAAGACAUUCCAACUAUGGCAUAACACAUAUGGAAUCAUGUAUUAAGAAAAAAAGUGUAAAACAAAUCAAAAUAUAUUUUAUAUUUGAGAUUCUUCAAAGUAGCCACCUUGAUGACAGCUUUGCACACUCUUGGCAUUCUCUCAACCAAGUUCACCUAGAAUGCUUUGCUUUUUCAACCGUCUUGAAGGAGUUCCCGCAUAUGCUGAGCACUUGUUGGCUGCUUUUCCUUCACUCUGCGGUCCAACUCAUCCCAAACCAUCUCAAUUGGGUUGAGGUUGGGUGAUUGUGGAGGACAGGUCAUUUGAUGCAGCACUCCGUCACUCUCUUGGUCAAAUAGCCCUUACACUGCCUGGAGGUGUGUUGGGCCAUUGUCCUGUUGAAAAACAAAUUAUAGUCCCACUAAGUGCAAAACAGAUGGCAUGGCGUAUCUCUGCAGAAUGCUGUGGUAGCCAUGCUGUUUAAGUGUGCCUUGAAUUCUAAAUAAAUCACAGACCGUGUCACCAGCAAAGCACCCCCACAUCAUCACACCUCCUCCUCCAUGCUUCAUGGUGGGAACCACACAUGCAGAGAUCAUCCGUUCACCUACUCUGCAUCUCACAAAGACAUGGCAGUUGGAACUAAAAAUCUGAAAUUUGGACUAAUCAGACCAAAUUUGGACUAAUCAGACCGGUCUAAUGUCCAUUGCUCGUGUUUCUUGGCCCAAGCAAAUCUCUUCUUCUUAUUGGUGUCCUUUAGUAGUGGUUUCUUUACAGCAAUUCACAGUCUCUUCUGAACAGUUGAAAUUGAGAUGUGUCUGUUCAACUCUGUGAAGCAUUUAUUUGGGCUGCAAUCUGAGGUGCAGUUAACUCUAAUGAACUUAUCUUCUGCAGCAGAGGUAACUGUGGGUCUUCCUUUCCUGUGGCAGUCCUCAUGAGAGCCAGUUUCAUCAUAGCACUUCAUGGUUUUUGCGAUUCUUUCAAAGUUCUUGAAAUGUUCCACAUUGACUGACCUUCAUGUCUUAAAGUAAUGGACUGUCGUUUCGCUUUGCUUAUUUGAGCUGUUCUUGCCAUAAUAUGUACUUGGUCUUUAAAUAUAUAUAUAUUUAAUAUAUAUAUAAUAUAAUAUAUAUUUAACCUUUAUUUAACUAGGCAAGUGUGUUAAGAACAAAUUCUUAUCUACAAUGACGGCCUACACCGGCCAAACCCGGACGACGCUGAACCAAUUGUGCGCCAUCCUAUGGGACCCCCAAUCAUGGCCGGUUGUGAUACAGCUAAAUGGGGCUAUCUUCUGUAUACCACCUCUACCUUGUCACAACACAACUGAUUGGCUCAAACACAUUAAAAAGGAAAGAAAUUCCACAAAUUAACUUUUUAACAAGGCACACCUGUUCAUUGAAAUGCAUUCCAGGUGACUAUCUCCUGAAGCUGGUUGUGAGAAUGCCAACAGUGUACAAAGCUGUCAUCAAGGCAAAGGGUGGCAGCUUUGAAGAAUUUCAAAUAUAAAAUAUAUUUUGAUUUGUUUUACACGUUUUUGGUUACUACAUGAUUCCAUAUGUGUUCUUUCAUAGUUUUGAUGUCUUCACUAUUAUUGUACAAUGUAGAAAAUACAAUUGAAAAAAAAACUUGAAUGAAUAGGUGUCCAAACUUUUUUUGUACUGUACUGUGCCAAGACUGUCUUGCAAUAAAUGUGUAGAACAUAUGUAAAACAGAAAAUGUAUGUUGUGUAUAAAUGCUAUUUUAACUACAUUCCUUAAAAGCAAAUUCAAGAUACUUUAUAGCAAAAUGGUGCAUUCAAUAUGCACAGCAAAAUAAAUGUUGACAGUGGAUGUAUGUAAAUUAAACCUGUGGUUUCAUAAUAAAAAUAUGAUUUAUUUAUUUUUAA